AUGGCAUACAUAACCAAUGGCAAUGAUGAUUCAUUACCCAUGCGAGUUAAAUCUCAAUGUGUACUUUUACGUGCUGAUAUUGAUCAAUUUGAAAAGAGUAAAAAAACAAUAGAAACAACCAAUAAUCGUUUUAAAGAUGAAAAUACACUCAAAAUAAUCGAUUCCACACGACCAUCAAUGAUUACAACAACAUCAACAAGAAAAGAUUUAAUAACACAUGAACAUAAUACUCAAUUGAAAUUUUAUCAAACGAUUGUUAAUGAACUUGAAUUUCAUCAAUGUUCAAUAUCAAUACAGAAUCCUAAUGCAAUGCAACAAGACUAA
This is a messenger RNA of Rotaria sp. Silwood2, 324 nucleotides long. NCBI's taxonomy places the organism in Eukaryota, Metazoa, Rotifera, Eurotatoria, Philodinida, Philodinidae. The record is from the annotation of a GenBank genome assembly.